Molecule: messenger RNA, 444 nt
Organism: Rhipicephalus sanguineus (brown dog tick)
Lineage: Eukaryota; Metazoa; Arthropoda; Arachnida; Ixodida; Ixodidae
Product: gastrula zinc finger protein XlCGF17.1-like
Exons: 1
Coding region: 1-444 (147 amino acids)
Biological process (GO): regulation of transcription by RNA polymerase II
Cellular component (GO): nucleus
Molecular function (GO): DNA-binding transcription factor activity, RNA polymerase II-specific; RNA polymerase II transcription regulatory region sequence-specific DNA binding
Source: RefSeq, a predicted model, not a curated record
AUGGCUUGGCACAAGUGUGGUGCAUGUGGAAAGCGCUUUGCUUUCCUCAAGAGCUUGGAGGAACACCAGCGCACACACUCCACAGGAAGCCCUCCUACUGAGGCCUUUGAGUGUGAGCUGUGUGCACUUAAGUUCAGCGUGCUUUCUGAAUAUCGAUCCCACACCAGCCAGCACCACUGUGGCCAAACAUCACCGGACGGCUGCACAGCUGGGGAUCGAUCGUAUGCACUUGAUGAGGACGAUACUGAUGGCCAAUACUCAGAAACACCACUGAAAGGUUUUGAAUGCCAGGGAUGCACCAAGAAGUUUGCCACCGCAUUUUCACGUGAGCGGCACUAUCAGCGCAAGCAUGCCACCACACCAUGUUCCCAGGAGCGACGUCGCUACCACAUCAAAGACUACAAGGUUGGCCGUAGCCUUGUCAUUGCAAGAACAGUACGGUAG